Molecule: messenger RNA, 2252 nt
Organism: Pyricularia oryzae 70-15
Lineage: Eukaryota; Fungi; Ascomycota; Sordariomycetes; Magnaporthales; Pyriculariaceae
Exons: 8
Coding region: 1-2193 (730 amino acids)
Molecular function (GO): protein binding
Source: RefSeq, a predicted model, not a curated record
AUGAACGUUGAAAAGCAGGUCGUAAACGCUCAGGUGAAAACUGGGAUUGGUGGGAUGGUUAUUUCACCUCAUGCUCCUCACGCGCACUGGACCAAUGGACACAUGGUCUUGAGCGGGCCGCAGCGGUCAGGGCCCGCCCCUACAUGGCAAAAGACCCCAUAUUUUCGGGUCUUCCACGCCCGGGUCGGGAAACCCCUGCAUCUUGGAACGUAUGACGUCGGACCACUAUGGUUCGUUCGUCUGGGCUGCUUGGAGCUGCAGGUCGUCAUAUGCCUCCAGUUUAUCUCGACGACUCGCAUGGUAAUGUCUCCAGACUCCGAAAGACGCAACAACGCACAAAGCGGGAAGAAAAUUCCCUCCGUUUUCCCAACAGGGGCGAAAACCCGUCUACGAGAACUCUUCAUCGAGCUUUACAAGGCAAUUAUCGACUUCCAAGCCCAGAGCGUAUUGCGGUUUUUCAGGAGUCGAUUCAGCACCUUCGUGAGAGAUAUUGCGAAAUGGGACUCUUGGGAGGAAAUGAUCCAAAAAUUCAAAGGGUUAGUGCGCGAUGUCGACGAAAGGUCCCAGGAAAUGAAUUCUAACGCAACCAAGGCAGCACUAGACGAGCUCGUCCAAAUAACGAGGGAGUCAGAAGAAGACAAGUGUUUGCAAGCUUUGAGACGAGGAGACUAUGUUUGGUACAAAGAGCGCGUCCAAAACCGCGUAUCAGAUACGUGUUCUUGGUUCCUCAACCAUGAGAGCUAUCAAUCAUGGGACCCUGACCAGAACACGAUUGAGCUGGCUCUGUGUGCCUUAGUCCACCAAUUGCUUUGCCUGCGCCCUCAGCUAAUGCGGCAUGCCCUGGCAAGAUACAAGCAGGACGGAGCAAAGCUUGCCGACAAUGUCACUGCUCUCUGGAAUAUUCUUGAGAGUGCUAGCGCAGAUCCAGAGGCCGGAACUGUUCUGAUUGUUCUUGACGGUCUGGACGAAUGCCGUCAAGAUGAGCGCAACAUGGAAACCUUGUCACGAUUUAUCCACGAACAUUUCCAAAAAGGCAGACCAAAAAGCUUGAAAAUCCUUUUGACCAGUCGGCCCUACCAAGGAACGAUUCACGACAUUCAAAAACUCGAAGAUUCCUUUCCCAACAUCCGAAUUAAGGGCGAGGAUGAUCCGGAAACGAUUAGCGAGGAGAUUAAUGCAGUUAUCGAACAUCAUGUUGGUCAUCUCAAGUUGGAUACAACCCUCAAAAAACACCUAGAAGAACGCCUCAAAGGGACAAAGCAUCGUACAUAUCUCUGGUUGUAUCUCGUUUUGGACCGCCUAAAAAGCACCCCUUUUAAGCAGACCUCAGGAGGGAUUGACUUUGUUAUUCAAGCUUUACCCGCCACGGUGAAUGAGGCGUACGAAAAGAUUUUGAGCCGAUCCAAAAAUCGAACAAAAGCCAGGAAAGCUGUUCUCAUCCUCCUCGCUGCAUACCGCCCGCUUACCCUUCGCGAAAUGCAAAUUGCAGUCGAUUUGAAUAUAGAUACACAAGGAGAUCUCGAUAUGGAAUCCGACGAAAACUUCAAAGAAAGUCUUCGAGAGUGGUGUGGGUUAUUUAUUGCGGUGCACGACAAAAGGGUCUACUUUCUCCAUCAGACGGCGAGGGAAUUUCUCCUCCCUAUCGCAGUUUGCCUGUCGGGUCCUCCUAUUACCAGAACAUGGGCGCAUAUGUUGGAUAUCUACCAAGCACAUGCGGUUCUUGCGGAGUCCUCGUCGUAUUUUGGGCAUAAAGGGGUGGUUCGGGUGCUGCUGGAUACAGGCAAGGUCGACGUCGAUGCGAAGGAUGGAGAUGGCCUAACGCCGCUGUCAUGGGCUGCGGCAGGAGGGCACAAAACCGUGGUUCGGAGGCCGCAUGAAUUUAUUCAUAACAGAGUGAGGCUCUCUAGAUUCUUCGAGCCCGCCGAGAUUGAUGGUCUGGAUAAUGAGUCUGGACGUGUCCUUCACGUGGAAAGAAACAGCCGUAUCUGGGAUCCAGGGCUGGCUGCUGGCCGGUUCACUGCAUUAAAAAAGCGCUUUGCAACCUACCAUCCUACGCCUAACCCGCGACUGUCCCUUCUCAAAUACCUUCGAACCUUUGAACGCAAUAACACGAGGGGGAACGACGAAGAGGAUAUUGUUAAUCUUACCAAAUCAGUGGACGAUGGGGGCCCUGCUCGAUUCGCCGAGUGGUAAACGAAGAUAUUAUCGCCCUUUUUCAUAUACGACCAGACGUCGAACCCGUUGCAUUCAAG